Antechinus flavipes (yellow-footed antechinus) is the source of this 16612-nucleotide messenger RNA. RefSeq names its product tripartite motif containing 26 (gene TRIM26). Gene Ontology annotation, molecular function: zinc ion binding; protein binding. The record is from RefSeq and is a predicted model, not a curated record. The coding region runs from base 224 to 1837 and encodes 537 amino acids. The transcript is spliced from 8 exons. NCBI's taxonomy places the organism in Eukaryota, Metazoa, Chordata, Mammalia, Dasyuromorphia, Dasyuridae.
GUUCCUGGAAGAUAGGAGCCACAGCUGGAAAGGUCUGGGUCCGAACCGUCGUUUCCUUUCCCCCGCCCCCCUCCCUUCCCACACACCUAGCCGUGAUCUUGUGCUCGGAGCUGGUCUUUGCCACUCUAUUAAGUUCCCAUGUAUACUCUUGAUUCCAUCCUCUGGUCUACAGGAAAAAGAAGUCCAGCAAUUGAGCAGAGGUCAUUCUUGUGGAUCAGGCAUCAUGGCUGCCUCUGCCCCUCUGAGAACCUUGGAAGAGGAGGUGACAUGCUCCAUCUGCCUUGACUAUCUGAGGGAUCCAGUGACCAUUGACUGUGGUCACGUCUUCUGCCGUGGUUGUGUCAUAGACAUCCGAGCACCCCCAGGGGGCCGUCCAGCAUGUCCACUCUGUAAAAAGACAUUUAAGAAGGAUAAUAUUCGACCAGUUUGGCAGCUAGCCAGCCUUGUGCAGAAUAUCGAGAGACUCAAUGUGGAAAAGGGGAGAGAAGCGAAGGAGAAGCGACCUGAGCCAAUGACAAUGAUGCAGUGUGAACGGCACAAGGAAAAACUACAUUAUUACUGUGAGGAUGAUGGACGAUUUCUUUGUGUAAUGUGCCGGGAGUCCAGGGAGCACAAAUAUCACACGGCUAUCCUCAUUGAGAAGGCUGCCCAGCCCCACAGGGAAAAAAUUUUGAGUCAUCUGGGCACCCUAAGGAGAGACAAAGAGAAAGUUCACAGUUUUCAAAUGAAGGGGGAAACUGAGAUUCAGCACUUGCUGACCAAACUCCAGAUGGAGAGGCAGAACAUUGCCUCAGAGUUUGCCCAGGGGCACCAGUUUCUGAGAGAACGAGAACAGCAUCUGCUGGAAGGACUUGAGGGACUAGAGCGAGAGAUCAUUGAGGGAAGAGAGAAAUACAAUGUCAGGACUUCUGGGGAGCUCACCAGGCUGGGGAUUGUGAUCUCAGAAUUGGAGGAAAAGGCCCAGCAGCCAGCAGCAGAACUCAUGCAGGACACCAGAGACUUCCUAACCAGGUAUCCACGGAAGAAGUUCUGGAGUGGGAAACCUAUUGCUCCAGCUAUUAGAAAAAGAACUGGAGAAUUCUCUGAUAAGCUUCAUUCCUUGCGGAAAGGCCUAAGGGAAUUUCAAGGGAAGCUGCUGAGAGUCCUGGAAUAUAAGACAGUGAACGUCACUUUGGAUCCUCAGACAGCCAGUGGAUACCUUAUAUUAUCUGAAGACUGGAAGUGUGUGUCCUUUACCAAUAUAUAUCAGAGUCUAUACCAACACCCCCAGCAGUUUGAUCCUGAACCUGCAGUUCUGGGUAGUAAGGGCUUCACCUGGGGCAAAGUCUAUUGGGAAGUUGCAGUGGAGAGGGAAGGAUGGGGGGAAGAAGAAGGGGAUGAAGAAGAAGAAGGAGAGGAGGAGGAGGAAGAAGAAGAAAAUGGAUAUGGGGAAGGAGAGGAGGACUGGGAGACAGAUGAGGAUGAUGAAUCGGGAGGAGAUGAAGAUGAAGAUGAUCUGGAAGAGGAUGACAUUGUUCAGGAGUCCUGUCUGGUGGGUAUUGCCAGAGACACUGUGAGGAAGAAGGGAGAGCUCCGCUUAAGUCCUGAGGAUGGGGUAUGGGCUCUGCGUUUGUCCUCUGCUGGUGUAUGGGUUAACACAAAUCCUGAAGUAGAGUUAUUCCUUGCCCAGCGACCCAGGAGAGUAGGGAUUGCUCUGGAUUAUGAUGGGGGUACAGUGACCUUCACCAAUGCAGAAACACAGGAACUUAUUUACACAUUCUCAGCAUCCUUCACAAGGCGCUUAGUUCCCUUCUUUUGGCUAAAUUGGCCAGGAACAAGUCUUAUUCUGAGACCCUGAAAGACAGAGACAUUCAUACACAUAGAUCCUCCCUUUGGUCCCUCACUUUCUUCAGUGCUCUGAUUUCCCCUUCACAGAGGCAAAUAGUUCUGGGAAUGAACAUGCUUUUUAUUGAAGGGAGAGAGUAUUCUCCUGGCCAGGAUAUCAGGAACAGGAGAGAGGAGGAUUUUCUUGCCUCCUGCCAAUCCUUAUGUCCUUAGUUUCCAUGGCUCCCAUGUAGACUUGUACCAGGGCUAGUUCUACAACUUGACCUGUCCCAAUUAUGACAUUUCUGAUGGUCUCCCUUCUCCAUGAGAUGAUAAACUUCACUAAGGCUCUAGCCUUGAAUUCCACUUAUUCAAGUUCUCUCUCUCAAAGUCAUUCCCAGUAUCAUUGGAGUUCUAGGUAAUUUUGAUGAUAAAAUCCAGGAGACUUGAAAAAUCUUUUUUCUCUCGUCUCCUGUCCCAUGCUUUUUCCCUUUUUUCCAUAAUAACCACCUACUCUUAUCUGAUUAGCUGCUUCUCUUCCCUCCAUCCCAAACCCUGCCUCUCUCCCAGUCAACCUUCCUCCAUGUAGUAAAGAGACAGUUUCCUCAAAACAUAAAUGAAAAUAUCUAUGGAAUAAAAUGGAAUUCCCCUGGUUUCUUUUAGACUGAAAGACUCUUAAGAUGUCAGAAGAAGAAAAGGGACUCUAAGGAUCCCAGGUGCCACUGGGGAUCUAUUUCUCUUAGUACUUAUUGAUUAUGUAAAGCCCUUGAGUGAGGUCCUGAAUGAAGUUCAUAGUCUGUAUUGGAUCGGGGCUUUGCAGAUGAGGUUCUCAAUGGUUAUCAAGGUACCAACCUCAAGUCCUGAUGUCCAGAUGUGUACAUAGACCCAUUUGACUUGGGGAAAAUUAUCAAGAUCAAUAAAUCACCUUUAUGAAUCUGUUCUUUUGAGUAUGUGACUGAGCCCAGGGUGUCUUAUUCCUGAGACUGGGUGUAGCACUUCUCACUUCAAAGGCCAGUGAAUUGUAGUAGGUCCUCUAUUGUUGCCUAUAGAUAGAAAUCCCCCUGGUCUCUGGUGCUUUUCCAAUCCUGACUGAGCUCCUCCAAAAAGGCCUUAACUUCUCCCUAAGAAGAGAUAGGGGAAAGAUAUUCAAGGUGCCUCAGAGGUCCACAAUCAGAUCUCCAGUUCUCUAUAUCUAUAGCACGAGAAGGGAAUAAAAUGACCACCUACCUCCUAGGGGAUAAAGUCCUGGCUCCUUAACUAAGCAUUCAUGGUCUUCCACAAUCUUCUGCUUAUUCAAAACCAAUUUUCAUGCCCUAACAAUCCAAAACAAACUCUGCUCCUGCCAAAUUACUCUAAUCAUUGUCUCUGCAGCCUCCUUACACACCAGAGUCACUGCUUACUCAUACAUUCACAAGUCUCACCUGGAAUAUCUUUUUCCCUUUCCUGUCAAAGUCUUUGAGAGGCCACUCCAAGUCUAACUCUUCCAAGAGGUCUUUUUCAAUUGCUUCUGCCCAUAGUGACUUUGUCAUUUCCUUUGUCCUGAUGUGUGUAUUCUUGUGUGUACCACGUGGUGGUAUUUCUCAGAUAGUAACUUGUAUUGUUAAUUAACAUGUUUCAUAUGUUCAUAUUCCUCCUCCUUCCUCCCCCCCACUAGACUGUAAGCUAUGGAGGGCAAGGACCAUGUUUCUCAUAUGCCACAGUGCUAGAUAUAUUGCAUUACUAGUACUGAAUAAAUAUUUGUCAAAUGAACUGGGUAAUGAAAAAGUAAUUUCAGUUGAGCUUUGGAAUAUGUUCUGUAUUUUGCAAUAUGCACAGUGGUGUAAUACAGUGGGUCUCAAAGUGCAAUCUGGGAUUCCCUGGGGACCUCAGUCAGGGGGUCUGAAAGGUCAAAACUUUUCAUAAUACUAAUUUCCAAUAUGGUAAAUAUUGAUAGCAAUAACUCACAUAAACAAAAGCUCUUGGAGUAGGGUCUCAGUAAUGUUUAAGAGUGCAUCUAGGUCCUGAGACCUAAAAGUUUAAUAACACUGAUAUAGAGGAUAAAAUGUUAGGUCAGGAAGACUACCUCCUAACAUUUACUAGCUAUGUGACUUUAGGUCUUUUUUAUAAAAUAAAGGGAAUUUCUAAGUCCUUUAAGAACUCUGCCAGCUCUGAUUCUAGGAUCACCUUUUCCCUUCUGCCCAAUACAUUUGUGCCAAAUUUGGAGCUAACUUGCUGGGUGAUUUGAGCAAAGGAUUUCCUUCUGAGUUGGACUUCUUAGUUGCAAAAUGCUGAUAUCUUAAGGUCCUUAGCUCUGUAGUCUUUCUGUGAUUCUAUUAAUUUUGGCUCUGGUUAAUUUACAUUGUCAUUUUCUUUGCUUUAUUGUAAUCACUUGCCCUUUCUAGGUCAUAGUUUUAUCAUUUUGUAGGGAUAGGACUACGUGGUCUCCUGAGGUUCUAAAAGGCUACAUGAUUUAUUGAUUUCUAUAUAAUUCAUUACUUUUGCACUCUGGGAGAAAGUAGGAGAGAGAACAGAAUUGUUGGAAUGCUUAAUUCCCAGGAAGAAUUUCUUUAAAGUUUACUCUGAUUUUCUGGCUCAUACUUAGCAGUGAUUUUCCAGGUUUUAAUUCUUCUUAACCGGAUAUAUUAUUUUCACUUGGCAACAGCUUAGACUUCUCAUUGGAGAAGGAAGCUGGGCAGAAUCAAUCCUAGGAUUGGAACCUUCACACAAGCCCCCUGGACUCCUAGACUUAUUACUCUUAAGUCUUGGUUCUGGGAAAGUGAUUAUGACACUGAUAUUGAUAUUGAAAAUGAGCAUGGCUGCCAUGUUUGUCUCAUAUGGUUUAUUGAUAUCAGGCAUAGACAUUGAUAAUGGAAUAAACAUUAUGAGAAGCAUAGGGAAUAAAUGACUUUUGGUAGAAGCAAAAAGGGUGUAAUGAGAAAGCAAAAUUAAUGAGUUAAGAUUGAGGAAAUGAUCAAUGAAAAGAGCUUUAGAACCUCACUGUAUCCAAAAUAAACUCUCCAGUUUAUUUUGUCACUUUUUAUGAACAACUGUAACUACCUUGCUUUUAAAGGCCUUUACAACCUAGUCCCAACUUAAACUAAUGUUUAUUAUAUACAUUACGCCCUUUUCCUUUUUUUGGUCAAAUUGGCUUUUUUAUUGCACUUCAUAUGAAACUCAUUCUCUUAUUUCCCUGCCCUUACACCGACUAUCUCCUAUGCUAAGAAUGCACUCCUAUUUCCCUGGUGCAUAGGUGCUUUGCUUCCUUUAAAACUCUGGGGUACCUUCUGCAUAGAUCCUUUAUUGAAUGCUCUUCCCUCAGAAGGUAGUUGGCCUCUUUCCCAAAAUAUAUUUAUUUUUUAUGUGGUUAUUUAUGUGCAUAUUUGUUCUUGAAGAGGACCAAAGGCAUCAUGAAGAUGAUGUCUUGACUUAUGCAUGAAUUGUAUUUAAGUAAGACAGAACUGCACAAAGUCCUCAGCCUCACUCGCUCCUCCAGAAUCACUGAAGUCCAGCAGCAAGACAAAAAGCAAGGUGAUUGGUAAUGUCCUGGGAUGCCUGGGCUCAGGUAGGUCUUACAGGGCAGAAUAAUUAAGCUGGAUUUGCCAGAUUUAGUCUCAGGGUUUGCAUCACCACCUGCAGCACACUCUGAGAUACAUUAGUGUCAGCACAUUGUUAAUUUUCGUUUUCAGCAAGAGAAUUCAUACUCUUGAAAUUGUAUGUUUUAUCUCCUCCAGUGGAAUAUAAAGUUUUUGAGGGCAGAGACUGUAACUUUUUUUUUUCUUUUCCUUUUAUUCCCAAUGUUUAGCACAGUGUCUGGUACAUAGUAAGGAGUUUGCAUUAAAUUCAAAGACUAAUAAAGUACUUUUAUGAGCAGAAAGGCAAAGUGAUUAAAAAAAAAAAGAUGAAGAGGAUAAUUCAGACAGCUAAAUAAAAGAUCAAAUGAUCUUUUUAGUAUAAAGUAAUAGGUUUUAAAAAGAAAAAAACAUCAUAUUAUGGGUCUGAGAAAUUAAAUAACUUAGUCUUAAGUUCCUGGUUUGGAGAAAAAGAAGAGAGAGGGAUUCCUAAAGAGAUUUCCUUGCGGAAAAGACCCAGACAGUUUGAAUAAUGUAUUUAGGGGAUUCUUGAUAAAUGCUGAAUUGAUUUAUGUGUGUUGGAAAAUUUUGAUCAUGAACUGAGAUUGGGUUGGAGAAGAAUGGUUUUUAUGAAGUUUACCUGAGAUCUAAGGUUAGACCAAGGCACCUUUAUCUUUUUUUAUUAAAAGAUUUUUCUUUUUUUUUUAUUAUAGCUUUUUAUUUACAAGAUAUAUGUGUGGGUAAUUUUUCAGCAUUGACCUUUGUAAAACCUUCUGUUCCAACUUUUCCCCUCUCCUAUCCCCUCCCCCAGAUGGCAGGUAGACCACUACAUGUUAAAUAUGUCAAAGUAUAUGUUGAACACAGUAUAUGUAUACAUAUCCAUAGUUAUUUUGCUGCUCAAGAAGAAUCAGACUUUGAAAUAACGUAAAAUUAACCUGAGAAGGAAAUCAAAAAUGGAAGUGGACAAAAACAGAGGGAUUGGAAAUGCUAUUUAGAGGUUCAUACUCAUUCCCCAGAGUUCUUUGACUGGGUGUAGCUGGUUAAGAUUUUUAUUUUCAAAACAUAUGCAUAAUUUUCAACAUUCACUCUUGCAAAACCUUGUGUUCCAAAAUUUUUUGCCUCCCUUUCCCGAACCCUUCUUUAAAUGGCAAGGAAUCCAAUAUAUGUUAAACAUGUAUGGUUCUUCUAUAUAGAUUUCCACAAUUAUGGUGCACAAGAAAAAUGAAAUCAAAAAGGAAAAAAUGAGAAAGAAAACAAAAUGCAAUCAAACAACAAUAAAAAGUUUUUCCUUUAGCCAAUCUGAAAGGUGUAUAGUGGUACACCUUUAUUUUCUCUGAUUCAUAAUGAUUUAGAGCAUUUGUUCAUAUGUCUAUAAAUGGUUUUAAUUUCUUUAUCUGAAAAUUGUCUGUUCAUAUCUUUUGACCAUUUAUUGAUUGGAGAAUGGCUUAAAUUCUUAUAAAUUUCAAUCAAUUCUCUGUAUAUUUUAGAAAUGAGGCCUUUAUCAGAACCCUUAGAUGUAAAAUUUUUUCCUUAUUUUUUUGCUUUCCUUCUAAUCUUGUCUGCAUUGGUUUUGUAUGUUACAAAAACUUUUUAACUUAAUAUAAUCAAAAUCUUUCAGUUCUUUGCUCACAAAAUACUUUCCUUCUUCACAGAUCAGAGAGGUAGAUUAUUCUUUGUUCUAAUUUGCAUAUAGUAUCACUAUGCCUGUAAUAUAAUUAUGUAUCACUAUGCCUAUAAUGUAAUUAUGUCUAAAUCAUGAACCCAUUUUGACCUCUUGGUAUAGGGUGGUAGAUGUAGGUUAGUGCCUAUUUUCUGCAGGGCACCUUUAUCAAGUCAGUUGAAGACAUAAGUUUAAACUAGGCAACCAGGUCUUUCCUUUUCAUUAAUUACCAAAACAGUGUUCCUAAUCUGAAAAUCUUCAGUGGCUCCACAUUGCUUAGGAGAAAGAAUACACAGGUCCCAGCCUAGCAUUCAAGAUCCUCUAGUUUUUAACUUCCAACCUAUUUUAAUUUAAUUACCCUUCAUGUAUUUUUCAUUGUACAUGAAGUAGACUGGUAUCAGUUUCCUGAUCUCUUCCUGUCAUCAUUUCUUAAGCAUCCCAACAUUCUCUGCCCCAUGCCUACAAUACCAUGUACUCUUCAGCUCAGAUGCCAGCAUGAAGAAACUUCUGGACAAUAGUUUCCUCUGCAGCUUCUCCCCACCCGUUUUCACAACUAGCUAAAAAUAAUCUACUGGACCUUUGGUUUCUUAGGGAUUUUUUUGUCUGGAUCUCUCUUUUGUCUUUGUUACUUUGUGCCUUAAAAUCUUAGCUGUUUGUAUACAUGUCCUUUGGUGGACAGGAUACUGGACUUGUAAUCAGGAAGACCUAGGUUCAAACUCUGCUUUGAACUUACUAGAUAUGUGAUCCUGGACUUCAAUUUCCUUGUCUUCAAAAAGAGGAAAUGGUCUUAGUCCCUUCUAGCUCUAAAUCUGUGAUCUCUUUCCAUUGUAUUAUAAGGUAAAGGGCAGAUUGUGCUUUCUUCAUCUUUUGUUUUCCCCUUAGCUCUUAGGUCAGUGUCUUGCACAUAGCAGGGUUCAGUAUUUGUUAAUUCUCUAAAAAGAAGAAUUCUGUUCCUGGCCAUGCCAUUUAUCUUUUCUUUCUAGAUAUUUAUUUCCUUGCAGUGAUGGAGAUUUUACAGCCUGGGGAGGUGAUAUUGCCAAACUACUAGAAAAAAAAAUGGAAUAAGAAUGGACUCAGCUGACACAGAGGCCAAGUAAGGAGAACAAUCCCUUAAGCAGAAAUGACUGGGAAUAUGAGAGAGAUUUAUAGAUCCUUUUAUCUGAAAAAGGACCACUGAGAAGAAGUGACCUUCCUAUCCUCCUACUCUUUAGUCUCACUCUGUCUUGGUAUAGUGCCUUGCAUAUAGUGGGUACUUCCAUAUUAAAUGUUUAUCAGUCAAUAUGCAUUAUUAAAUAUCAACUUAUUAUCAGGUCAAAUUGCCAGCAUUCACUGGGUUGUGGAGAACGCAUGGGUGUUCCAGAAAAAAAAAAUCCAUUUCAUUGACUACAUUAAAACUUGUCUGGAUCACAACAAAAUGUCUUCAAAGAGAUGAGAGUGCCAGAUCAUCUUGUUUCCUGAAGAACCUGUAUGCAGGUCAGGAAGCAAUAGUUAGAACUGAAUAUGGAAGAACUAAUUAGUUCAAGAUUGGCAAAGAAAUAUGGCAAGGCUAUAUAUUGUAACUUUAUUUAUUUAACUUAUAUGCAAAGUCUAUCUUAUGAAAUGCUGGGCUGGAUGAAUCAAAAACUAGAAUUCAGGUUUCUGGGGGAAAUAUCAGUAAUCUCAGAUAUGAAGAUACUACUUUGGUAGAAAAACAAAUUGAAGCCUCUUGAUGAAUUUGAAAAAGAUGUAAAAGUUAGCUUGAAGCUUAACAUUAAAAAACCCCAAACAAAUAGACAAGAUGCAUGGCAUCUGGUCCUAUUGCUUCCUGGCAAACAGAGGGAGAAGAAAUGUAAGCGGUGUUGGAUUUUAUAUUCUUGGACUCAAGAUCACUGCAGAUGGUGACUGCGCCAUGAAAUGAAAGAUGUUCCUUGGACGGAAAGCUAUGGAAAAUCUGGACAACAUACUAAAAAGAGGAGACAUACAUUUCUGACAGUCAUAGCUGUCAUAGCCAUGAUUUUUGUAGUAACAGUGUGUGACCAGCUAUAUGUGUGGUUGAGUAUAAGGAAAGCUAAGUGCUAUAGGAUUGACACUUUUGAAUUGUGUUGGAGAAGACUUUGAGAGUCCCUUGGAAAGCAAGGAAAUUGGUCAAUACUUAAAAAAAUUAACUCCCAACUAUUUGAAAGAAAGAAACUGAAGCUGAAAAAGAACUUGUUGCUGGAAAAGAUUGAAAAAAAAAGAGAAGGGGACAGCAGAGGAUGAAUUGGAUAAGUUUCUGUCAUGUAAGUAAUGGAUAUGAGCUUGAAUAAACUUGAAGAGGAGGAGAGAAGGGCCAUGAACCCUAUGGUUCAUGGGGGUCAUGAAGAAUCAGGAACAAUUGAAUAAACACAAUGUAUCAGGCACUGUCCUAAAGGCUGGGUAUUAAAAAAGAGACUUAAGGACAGUGCUUAUCCUCAAGGAACUUGCAAAUGAAUGAUUGGUUGCUUUGAUAUAUGUAUUGAAGGAGAUUUUUGGAAAAGACUUCCCAAGAAUGAGAGGAGCCAAAACCCAUAUGUCACCUAUGGUGAUGGAAAACUUCAAGAAAGACCUAUCCCAUCCUUCUUGCUUGGAUUAUCAGACCAAAUCCAUGAGUCUCCAGCACAGAAACAUCUUUUGUCAUGACAACCUCAUCACCAUAAGAAGCAGUAUCAGUUUUCCAUGACAAUAUUGUCCUGUCCCCUCCACAAGAAGCCAUAUACGAAACUUAGCUUUCAGCCACUUUGGCAGAUGACUGGUAUGGGGGGAAGGGGACUUCAAAAAGCUAAAGAGGGAUGAACUAAAAAUGUCCUCUGUUUGCGUUACAUAGGGGAAAACCUUAUUAUGUGGGCAGAGAGAGCCUUUAAAGGGCUCUAUGUAGGUUGAGGAUCCCCAGAACAUAAAGAUCCUAUAGAAAUCUUUAUAGAAGACACCAGUCCGCACUACAGGGUAAGAUAGUGGGUCUUUAGGGAAAUGAAUUGGAGUGUGGAGCUGCUCCCUCCCUUCCUCUUCAGGGCAAAAGGAAUAUAGCUAGAGUUCCCGAGUAAGUAGCUGGAGAGGCACAGGAUAAGGUGUGGUGAGGAUGGAAAAGUGAUUUGCCAAAGACAGAAAUGGUGUCUUAGAAUUGGGAGAGAUAUGUAAUGGGAAAAUAUUCUAUAGACAGUGGAAAGAGUUUAAUGAAGUGUUUAUCUUGAGGGUUGGCAGAGAAGGGAUAGAAGUUUAGUGAAUUUUGUACUAGAUUUGGGAAGGUGGUGGCAGUAAAAGUGCUAGUUUUACUUCUAUGAUUCGCCUUUAAUGAUGAAGGAAAUGAAAAGAAACUUGAGUUAGACUGAAGGAGUACUGUAAUAAUUUGCAUUAUAUAAUUCUUCAUAUACUAUUACAUCUGAGGUGGAAAGGGCAGGUGGUAUUAUUCUUAUUUUACUGAUGGAAAAAGUGAACCCUAAAAGAUGGAAUGAUUUCUCUCAAGAUGGCACACUAGUGAAUGCGGGAAAUGGUACUGAAGCACAGUUUUGUGAACUUUAUGUCUGGUGAUUCUUGCAGAAUAGAUAAUAUAUAUCAUCAUUUAAUUUUGUUAAGGUAAAUUUUGACUAGCAGUAUUAUUAAAACAUCAGGAAACAAAAACUUAAAAUGACAAAUUUUUGUAAAAAGAAACAGUGUGAUGGAAAGGAAAAGCAGCCCAUAUUUAAAAUCUUGGAACCUGUGUUCAAGUCUACUUGGGACCUUGUAGCAAGUCACUUCCCUUAUCCAAAAACCCUCAGGAAUCAGAAGAUCUGGCUUCAAAUCUGUGGUUGAGAAGUGUAGUUGAAACUGUUAGGGGAGAUACCAUGUGGCAUGGUGGAGUAGUAAGGAGAAAGACCAUGAGGCAGAGUGCUGGGACAGAUUGAUCCAAAGAUAGGCAGCAGGGAUGGCCCAUAAGUAGAUUUUAUGGGGAAAAUUUAAACUAAGGAUAACUUUUGUGACUGGAUGACCUCCUCAAAAACUAUUCUUUCUCUGCCUUUUCCCUACCUUCUGUUUCUCUGGGCUAACCACACCCAGUAUCGAAGACCUCAUCAACAUCAGCCACUUCCCUGCCUGCCAAGUAAGUAGAAAUCUACUGGUUCUGAGCUACUUGGAAUCUAAAGAUGAUGCAAGAUAAAUUCAGAUGUUAAUGAAUAAAAGAGAGUCAAAAAUCUAAGUCUUAUCUCCGUCCAGGAAACUUAUUUCUACUGAGGAAAGCAAUUUGAAGACUAUUAUCAUAAGAUAAUCAGGAGCAGCUAGGUGGCGCACCAGUCCUGAAGUCAGGAGGACCUCAGUUCAAAUCUUAUUUCAGACACUUACCACUUCCUAGCUCUUGAUCCUGGGCAAGUCACUUAAGCCCAAUUGCCUCAGCAAAUAAUAAUAAUAAUAAGAUAAUCAACAAACAUCUGUUGAGCAUACUGCAAUUUCUGGGCUUUGGGUUUGGUGCUGUUUUCCCAGGAUGAUGUUAGAGGACACAGUCUCAGAGAAUUUAUGGUCUAGAUGAGAAAAUGGAACACACACACUUGGAAAUAGCUCAUUUAAAAAAAAAUUAAGUUUACAACCUGACUCUAAACAAUCCUAUGGAAUAUGUUGGUAUUAUCCUCAUCCUUUUUUUUUUUUUUUAAUCUUUAAUAGCUUUUUAUUUACAAGAUAUAUGCAUGGUUAAUUUUACAGCAUUGACAAUUGCCAACCUUUUGUUCCAAUUUUUCCCCUCCUCCUCUCCCCCUCCCCUAGAUGGCAGGAUGACUGAUACAUGUUAAAUAUAUUAAAGUAUAAAUUAAAUACAAAAUAAGUAUACAUGACCAAACCAUUAUUUUGCUGUACAAGAAGAAUCGGACUCUGAAAUAGUGUACUAUUAGCCUGUAAAGGAAAUCAAAAAUACAGGUGGGCAAAAAUAUAGGGAUUGGGAAUUCAAUGUAAUGGUUCUUAGUCAUCUCCCAGAGUUCUUUCGCUGGGUGUAGCUGGUUCAGUUCAUUCCUGCUCCAUUAGAAUUGAUUUGGUUCAUCUCAUUACUGAAGAUGGCCAGGUCCAUCAGAAUUGAUCAUCAUAUAGUACUGUUGUUGAAGUAUAUAAUGAUCUCCUGGGCCUGCUCAUUUCACUCAGCAUCAGCAGCAGUUCUCCAGGCCUUUCUGAAAUCAUUCUGUUGAUCAUUUCUUGCCGAACAACAAUAUUUCAUAAUAUUCAUAUACCAUAGUUUAUUCAGCUGUUCUCCAAUUGAUGGGCAUCUAUUCAGUUUCUAGUUUCUGGCCACUACAAAGAGAGCUGCCACAAACAUUCGUGAACAUAGAGAUCCCUUUCCCUUUAAGAUUUCUUUGGGAUAUAAGCCCAGUAGUGACACUGCUGGAUCAAAGGGAUGCACAGUUUGAUAACUUUUUGAGCAUAGUUCCAAAUUGCUCUCCAGAAUGGCUGGAUGUGUUCACAAUUCCACCAAUAAUGUUUCAGUGUCCCUGUUUUCCCACAUCUCCUCCAACAUUCCGCAUUAUCUUUCCCUGUCAUAGCCAAUCUGACAAGUGUGUAGUGGUAUCUCAGAGUUGUCUUAAUUUGCAUUUCUCUGAUUAAUAAUGGCUUGAAGCAUCUUUUCAUAUGGCUAGAAAUAUAUCCUCAUCCUUUUUAGGAAGAAUUGAGUCUAGAGAGAGGUGACAAUUGACUGGUUCAGUAAAACUGGUAGUGUUAAGUAUUAGAAUCAAAUUUUGAAUACAGAUGUGCCUAUUACAAGACCAGCAUUCUUUCCAUUAUAACCCUAGUUGCUUCUUAAAAAAAGCAAAUUUUAAAAGAGGAGGAGAAAAGUCAGUCUUGAUUUUUGUGAUAUAAGCACCAGAUGAUGAUAGGCACCAAAAGUUGGGAUUCUGUUAUGUGAAGAAUUCACAAUAACCAUUCUCUUUGGCAAAGAUGGAAGGAUUCAUGUGUUGAUGUUCAAAGGAGAUCCAGAAAAGUUGGAGUUGCAGGCUAGUGUAAUAAGUUGUCUCAAAACAUUUUGCAGGCUUGGACCCAUGUCCAAAUUAAGAGGCAAAAUUUAUUAUAAUUGUAAUGCCAAUUGAAAGGGGCUGUUUCAAAAGAAUUUAGCAAAGGAUCUGGAGUAAGAAGAUAAAUUUAUAGGAAAAAGCUAGAGAUACCAGAUCCUUCAAGUCAUUGAUAUAUUAAUUUUAUGGCUUAUAGGUGGAUUUGAGGAGUGGUCUGAUGUGCGCCUUAUUAUUGUCUCAGAAACUUUGUUAUUAUUGACAAACAUAUUGUUGUUUUACAGCCAGCAAUGUUUGUGGAACUACUAGGGGAUCGUGGGGUUAUUGCUAUAUCUUCCCUAAAAUCUCGGGGAAGAAAUAUAUAACUACAUUACUCCUGAAGUCAGGGGAUCUUAGGGUUAUUGCUACAUUUCUGAGACCCAAAUUCAUUUGGAACAAAGUAAGAUUUCAUCUUAUGGAGUUGUGUCAGGCUGAUAAGGGUUGUGGAGCUGGUUCAGACUGAGGAGGGGAGAAACAUGACUUGAAGACGAUGACAUCCAGGGCAGGUAGCAGGUGAUAUUCAAGUUGAAUAAGAAGUUGGAAGUUCAUGGCUCUGAGUCUGGAAGAAAGAAAGCUCACAAGUAAUUUAAAAUGCAGGGACCAAAAAUGAGCAAAAAAAAAAAAGAACAAAAAUAGAGUUAUUAUGGGGGUUACAAGGGACAGUAACCAGAAACCCCACCAAGAAGAAGACUUGAGUACCCUCUCGGUAUGAAGCUCAACCUUCUCUGAGUUGCCAUCACUAGAGGCAAAAAGAUAGUUCAAGGCUAAUCAGUUGUCUAAAACCACGAUAGCAAGAGAGUCCAGAGAUUCUUGAAUUUCUUGGAGAGAGAGUGCAGUUUCCAAGGGACGAGUCAAGACCCCUAAGCCCUGGCUCCACCGUUCAUCAACAGAGUUCAGGCUUUUCUAAAUGAGGUAAGGCUAAUGCUGAGGCAGAAGUCGGUUUUGCUUUCAGGGUCAUAAAAGCCUUAGCCUGAUAAGGGCCCCAAUGGAGGGGAAGUGUGUCAGAGCCUUGAAUAGCUACAAAAUCAAGCCAUUCUCAGGAAAGUACACAGUUGUUUCUUUGAGGCAAAUUCAGGGAGUGACAAGAUGUAAACCGUACUGAAGAUGUUUCAGAUUUUGUUUCAAUAAUCAAUAGAAUAACAGUUAGGUCCAUAGAUAGUGUAUCAAUUUAGGGACCUAAUUUUAUACAGGUAUAUAUCUAGUUACUUACCUAAUUAUUUAGGAUGUAAUGACUAUAUAUUUUAAAGUUGAAAGUAACUUUAAGGUAUUUUUCUUUUCUUCUUUGAGUUUAAACUCAUCCUGGUGCAAGGACCAAUCAUUAUUAUUUCUAUAUAAUAAACACAUUCCUUGUUAUAUACAUAUCCCAAACAGGUUCAUUUCUCAGGGCUUAUGACCUUGCUUACCCUGAGGGUUUUAAGAAAACUGUCAAGCUUACAAAUUAAGGGGAGUUGACAGAGCCUCCAGGGAAGGGUUGAGCUUGCUGUUACCCAUCAUCAGUUUCUGUGAGCUGUGCUGUUUGAUACCUCCCCCCACUCUGUGAAGGGGGAAAAGGGUGCUGCACACCCUCAUACUUGAAAGUGAACUGAUAAGGCUUUCACCCCAUUCGUCUCAUUCCACACACAGUGAUUUCCAAUUUUAGGUUAAAUAUGAUGACAAAAACUCCAAAUAACUUGGAUAACAAUCUUAGAAAUAGUCUUAGCUGCAAUUUCCUCUUAAUUUUCUAUCAAAGGUGGAAAUACCGAAUUUUUAAGAUUGCAUUUACAAAACACUAAACAGGAUUAGUAAAACUAAAUAAACUUUCUACCUUCUUUUAGUUCAGUUUAUUCUGUCUCCAAUCUGUUGCAGCUUUAGGAAUUCUCAAGGAGGGUUCCGGCUUCCCCUCCUAUUCCCUUAAACAAGUCUCCCUUUUGUUUUAGGGAGAAAACAAGACAAUUCUUAAAAUUCAGAUAGAGCAGAACCUAUUGCUAAAAUGAAUAGGAGUUUCAUAUAAUUUACAGUUAAAUUUCCAAUUUUAACAUACACACUGCUUUAAAAGUUACUUUAAAAUUGACAACUUUAGCUUUUGAGAUUCCCUAAAUUCUAAUUAAAUGUUCCAGACAAACUGAAUUGUCAUUUAAUUAUUUUCCAAUUCACACAAAUCACUUCUCUUUUGUGAGCUAGGAAAGAGUUAAGUGUUGGUUUAUAUUGACAAGACUUCCCAGAAAUCUGACACUAGAUAAUGCUCUAAAAGCAGGCCGUUUGUUGCCAGUUUUAAAAGCAAUAGCGAAUUGCUUCUGUGUUUUCCUAAAGUUCUCAAACUUUUAAAUCUUUUGUUAACAUUGUCAGUGAAAAUAGAUUGCAACUUACAUAUCCCAUUAGUAGGUUUUGAUUAAAGUCCAUUUAAAACUGCUUUUACUAUCAUUUCUCAAAUAACAAAUUUCAUUGAAUUGAAUUUAUUUUCUGAAAGAUUUUUCUUUGUAUUAUACUCUAUCCUUGUACUCUUAGGGAGCCCAGACAUAGUAAUUUAAUUUAGUUGAAUUUUCUUCCAAAUUUACACACACACACACAAAUAUUCUUUAUCCCAACAUUGGCAUUGUAUGUUAGUCACAUCUCAAAACCCAUAUAAACUUGUCUAAUAUGAAGCAAUUAUAUCCACUAAAAAUUAACAUUCAUAUAGCAUUUGAUAUAUUAGCACUUUUGUAAUCAUGUGAUUCACAACCAUUAUUAAUUUUCUUUACAAAUCAGAAAACUGCAGAGAUAGAGUAAUUUGCCAUAAAUUACAUAGCUAAUACAUUUUUGCAAUUAAAGCAGAAUGGUGAGCUUACCAAAUGCAGAGGCUGGCUGCUUUCCCACUACAUACUUCAUACUGCCUUGGUGCUGCCAGAGGCACCCAGAUUCUUCCCAGUCAGUUGCUGGACAGAACUUGUUGAAAGGUAGAGUGGCUGGUGUCAGGAUCUCCCUUUGAUGGUAGUUUCAAGUACCAGGGCCCAGAGAAUGCUGACUUUGGGGCUCCAUCCUCACUUUCCGAAGCUGGAUUGGGGGUGUGUGUGCUUGGGCAAGGUGUAUGUGAGGCAAACUAGGAUUAAGCUUCCACAGAAUAGUUAAAAUUCAAUUCUUCAGAAACUAAGCAAAUAAUAAGAAGUACUGAAAAACUAAGUUUCCACAGUCUGUUGUAAGCCUCAAGGUAAUGUAAGGCAAUAACUAUCUCUGACCAUUGAGCUUUCAGGAGAAGAGAUUCAUUUGGCUUCAAACUUUUGAUGAAGAUGUCUAGGCUGGAAACUGGUUUAAACUGACUAGAUUCAAGGACUGGGAAAAGGCUUUUCUUUAUUGCACUUGCUUAAUAAUCCUCAUGCAUAUAAGCUGACACAUCCCAUAUAGAAUUACAACCUCAUUAACAAGAUGGGAUGUGUGACAAGGGAGGGGGAAAAUAUUUAGGAGUAGCAUGUAAGAAAUCAUGUUAUCCUAAGGGGAACUGACCAAUAUAUUCUUUGAGGGAAGGAACUGCAGUGAACUAACAGCAUAAAGCUUGUCUGCUUCUGUACCUAGAGCUCCCUCUUCCCAUCAGAGGUAGAGCCCGCUUCUGGCCAGAAAUGUCCAAUUCCUCUUGACUUUCUCAAUAAAAUUUCUAUGUUACCUGA